CUCUUUCUCUUUCUCUUUUCUCAUAGUUUAAAGUGAUUUGCAUGAAUGUGAUGCACAUAGAAGAGGCAACAAACUCUCCGCUUUGUGACAGGUGGUUAUUUGCCUUAGCCUAUACAUAUUCACCUAUUGAAAUACACACACAUACACACACACACCCACACACAGUGUAGAUUUCACGGUAUACUUGCUGUAUAUCACAAGUUGAAGUUCAAAAUGUGGAGCUACAUGAUCUUCUCUACGCUUCUCAUGACGGCUGUAAACGUCCAAGCACAGUGUGACAGACCUGUUGUUGGAAUUGGAUUGGAUUUGAUUGAGGAAUCAGACCAGCAAACUUUUCAUGAUGGAGCCACUGUUAAGUUUAAAUGUUCCACUGGUUAUAUGCCUGUGGGAGCAUCAGCUUCCAGGUCAAUCACCUGUACCGGAGCCCAGUGGAGUUACCUUGAACUUCAGUGCAAAGUUAUUACCUGCUUAAAACCACCUACUAUAACCAAUGGCCUAUUUAACCCCCUGAAGGUCUUGUACAUAUAUGGAGAAAGAGUCACAUAUAAUUGUUUGGAAGGUUUUAAACUUUAUGGAUCUCCAACAAUAUCGUGUUCUGAUGAUGGAAAGUUUGAGACGUCUCUCCCUGAGUGUCGUGAGAUCUUCUGUGAUCCACCAUAUAUUCGAAAUGCGGUUAUUUAUGAAACCAGCAGGUCACCAGCUUACAGAUAUCAAACCUCAAUCAAAAUCAGCUGUAAUAAAGGCUACAGAUUGGAGGGGUCUGAAUAUAUGACCUGUGGGAAUGACGGAUGGACUCCAACUCUCCCACGGUGUGUCGAGAUGACCUGUGAUGCACCCAGGAUUAACAAUGCAGUCAUAGUUAGUAGAAGAUAUACGGUAUUCACUGAACGGUAUAGAUAUGGCGCUUUCAUCCAGUUAAGAUGUAAUAGCGGCUACAGAAUGGAGGGGUCUGACAGGCUAAAGUGUGAGGAAUAUGGAUGGAAUCCACCUCCUCCAAAAUGCAGUGUUAUUACCUGCUUAGAACCUGAUCAUAUAACCAAUGGUCAAUUUAUCCCCCUGAAGGCCUUGUACAAAUAUGGAGAAACAGUCAUAUACAAUUGUGUGGAAGGUUUUAAACUUUAUGGAUCUCCAACAAUUUCAUGUUCUGAUGAUGGAACGUUUGAGACGUAUCUUCCAGAGUGUCGAGAGAUCUUCUGUGAUCCACCAUCUAUUCAAAAUGCAGUUAUCGAUGAAACCAGCAGGUCACCAUCUUACAGAUACCAAACCGCAAUCAAAAUUAGGUGUAAUCCAGGCUACAGAAUAAUGGGGUCUGAAUAUAUGACCUGUGGGAAUGACGGAUGGACUCCAGCUCUCCCACGAGAUGACCUGUGAUGCACCCAGGAUUAACAAUGCAGUCAUAGUUAGUAGAAGAUAUACGGUAUUCACUGAACGGUAUAGAUAUGGCGCUUUCAUUCAGUUAAGAUGCAAUAGCGGCUACAGAAUGGAGGGGUCUGACAGGCUAAAGUGUGAG
Molecule: messenger RNA, 1510 nt
Organism: Silurus meridionalis
Lineage: Eukaryota; Metazoa; Chordata; Actinopteri; Siluriformes; Siluridae
Product: sushi, von Willebrand factor type A, EGF and pentraxin domain-containing protein 1-like
Exons: 8
Coding region: 214-1371 (385 amino acids)
Source: RefSeq, a predicted model, not a curated record